This is a messenger RNA of Salvia miltiorrhiza (redroot sage), 8434 nucleotides long. RefSeq lists its product as uncharacterized. NCBI's taxonomy places the organism in Eukaryota, Viridiplantae, Streptophyta, Magnoliopsida, Lamiales, Lamiaceae. The record is from RefSeq and is a predicted model, not a curated record. Gene Ontology annotation, cellular component: nucleolus; small-subunit processome; 90S preribosome.
UUGUAAACAAGCAGCCUUUCGUUAAACCUCCUUCCUGCCCAAACCUAAAACCCUGACCCUGACUCGCAGGGCUUCGCCGGAACACAGUGGGCGGCGGUGGAGCUCAGGCGCUUCGAUUACCAGUUAACGGCGGAAGAAUUCAAUCAUGGCGACUUCUUCCGACGCUAGGGCAGUAAAGUCUCUCAACAAAUCCACCGGCCGCCGCCGCUUCGUCUUCAAGACGUUUUCACAAAGAAUUGAGGAAAUCGACAUAGAUGUGUACCGAAGUCUGGACCCAUUGAAAGCUGAGCCAUCGCGAGGCUCGUCCUUUUUCCGCGACUGUCUCACAGAAUACAGAGAGCUGAACACUGCUGAGGAUUUUAUAUCAUUUUAUGAGGAGAUUUUUCCUCUGGUACAGACACUUCCACAAAUUAUCUUGCAGAAGGAUUUGAUUAUAUCAAGCCUUCUGUCUGGAUUGAAUAUGGAGGGAAGGCUAUCACUUGAGCCUAUACUGAGGCUGAUUUCUGCUUUAUCCAGAGAUCUCCUGGGGGAUUUUACACCAUUUCUUUCAAGAAUUAUUGAUUCUUUGAUAUCGCUUCUUCAAAGUGGUGCUGAUAAGGAUCCGGAGAUAAUUGAGCAGAUAUUCACAUCAUGGUCAUAUGUAAUGAUGCACCUACAGAAGUAUCUUAUAGAAGAUGUUGGCCAUAUUCUAAGAAUCACGGCAAACUUAAGAUACUAUCCUAAAGAUUAUGUUCGAGAAUUUAUGGCUGAGUCAGUGUCAUUUUUGCUAAGGAAUGCGCCAAUUCAGCAACUAAAGAAAGGUAUUAAAAUGCUUAUGACUGAAGUAGUUGAGGAACCAUCGGAAAUGAGGAAAUCUGGUGUUGGUGUGCUACUAUCUCAUGUUAUGAGAAUCACCUCAUCAAGAUUGCACUCAAGGACCGAGACAUUGUUGCCACUUCUGGUUGAUGAAUCUUCCUUCCGUGUUGAUGGUCAAAGGGUCAAAGUUCUUGAAGUUCUUAUUCUGACCUUUGAGAGACUGCAUGUGGAGCUAGAUCCAGUCGAACUUUCUUUCAUAUGGGAAUGCUUGUUGGAAAAGAUAACAGAAUCUAUGACGAACGAGAACUCUAUACACCUGACUCGCCUUUUGGCCCUGCUUAUUUCUACUUUGCAAAAUGAUUAUCUUGGGAAAAUCACAGAUUCUGAACCCUUGGUCAGACUUGUCGACCAGCUUGUGGAAACUUUUGUUGUUCGCUCUCUUACCAUGAAGAAUGUGGACCUACACUCCAAAGCUAUUGAAAAAGUUCUGCAACUAAUGCUUUGUGUAAUUGGUGGUCUCUCCAAUUCUAAGGAUAUGCCUGCUUUGCUGCGGGUUUCUUUACAGUGGGAGCCAGUGUUCGAUAUAAGAAGUCGAAGUCUACUGACUUUCAUUGGAGAUCUUCUCACGAAGGACCCCAGUAUUUACCAUGUCUUUGGAACAAAUAUAAUGCGUGCAUUCAAUAAUUUAAUAGAAAUAUAUGAUGAAGAAGUCAUGUAUUUAAUGAUGAAGUUCUGUGAGAAGCUGGAAGUGAAUAGCUCUAGCUUUUGGGAUGGAAAAUCCAAGGAGAAGUUCUCAAGGACUUUUGUGUUUUUUGAAGAGACUCUUAAUUACUGGAUUGGAGAAACCAGUAAUUUUGUAGAAGGGAAUUUAUUUCCUGCUCAACAAAAUAAGUUGGCUGUCUUAUGGGCUGUUAUUGGGUGCUAUUCUCACUUAGCAGAUGUCCAAGAAAAUCCAUCCAUACUAAUGGAGUUGAUAAAUGCAAUUGACAAGCUUCUAAUGGUGGAAUCUAAGGCAGGCUUACAGAAAGAUACUUGGUAUAGCUUGCUUGGGGCUGCAUUACGUUCUUAUAACAAGUUGGUUUCUAGGAGGGGUAUUGCUCAUGAAGAGUCUGCAAUGACAAUGUUCUUGGAUCUUGCAAAAAGAUAUAAGUUGUCACCUCACAUAUUAUCUGCUGUAGCAGAUAUAUUGGAUUCAGUCUCUGGUGCAUCUCAUGGGAAAUGUCAAUUUUAUCUUUCGGAGUAUAUAGAUGGAAAGUCAUUGGCUGCUCUAGACGUGUUCUCCGAAAAUCUGAGCCAUGCGAAUAGAGAGAUCCGUCUUUCUACCCUGUGCAUACUGUGCCAUUAUGAACCUGUACAUGAUCAAGAUUCUGCUAAGAAACAUCCUGUUGAAAAAAAUUCGGGAAAUGAUGAUUCUGAGACUAGUCUAGUGGAUGGCUCCUAUAAUAAUGUUCUCAACCUACUCAGAUCUGUUGAAGAGACUGCUCUUUCAAUUGCAACAAGCCGUAAAGUUAUUCUACUAAUUUCUAGAUUACAGACGAGUCUGAGUGCUCACAGAGUUGCUGAUCAGUAUAUCCUUGCCGCUUUAAAUGGAAUUUUUGGCAUACUUCAUAACCGAUUUAGCUAUUUUUGGAAUCCAGCUUUAGAGUGCCUCACUGUCCUCGUCGGCCAAUAUUUCGUGAUUGUGUGGAACAGAUAUAUUAAUUAUCUUGAACAUUGUCAGUCUGAUUUUCUAGCAUCUCAUCAUCAACAUGAUCGGGACGAUAAUGACUCUAUGGAGGACACUGGUUUGGUUGGAUGCUUCAACUCUGAUAUCAUUUGUGUAUUUGACAGUACUCCUGCUGCAACAAUCUUGUCCCUCUUGAUUCAGUCUUUACAGAAAGUUCCUUCAAUAGCCGAAUCUCACUCUCGGCAAAUAGUACCUCUGUUUCUUAAAUUUCUGGGUUACAGUGGUGAAGAAGUCACAAGUAUUGAAUCAUAUAAACUGGAUCAUAAAGGGAAAGAAUGGAAGGGAGUUCUUAAAGAGUGGUUAAGUUUGUUCAGAUUGUUGCGGAAUCCUAGGUCUUUUUAUCAAGGUCAAUUUUUGAGAGAUGUUCUUCUGUAUAGGCUUCUUAACCAAAAUGAUGCUGAUAUACAGACAAAAGUACUUGACUGCUUGUUGAACUGGAAGGACGACUUUUUAGUUCCAUACAGUGAGAAUCUGAAAAAUCUUAUCAAUGCAAAAAAUCUGCGGGAUGAGCUUGCUAGGUGGAGCUUAUCCAGGAUCUCGGUGGAUUCUGUUGAUGAGCGACAUAGAGCUUAUCUUGUGCCUAUAGUCGUACGGAUACUUAUCCCAAAAGUUAGAAAUUUGAAGAUGCUUGGUACCCAGAAGAAUGCAAGCGUACAUCAUCGAAGGGCAGUUCUGGGUUUUUUAGCUGAGCUUGAUCUUGACGAGCUUCCUCUUUUCUUCUCGCUAUUAGUUAAGCCUCUGCUUCCCGACUCUCAAAGUGAUGACAAAAUGAGCAAAAUUUCUUGGGCAUCAUUAAAAAGUCAUAAUUUCGAGGUUGUUGCAUCUGAUAUCCUGAAUCAUUCAACCUCAAAUACCAUAGUAACCCUAUCUUGGAAGAAGAAAUAUGGUUUCCUUCACGUUGUUCAAGAUAUUUUGGCAGUUUUUGAUGAAUCUCGCCUUAAGCCCUUUCUUAAUCUACUGAUGAACUGUGUUGUCCUCAUCUCAUCGAGCUGCACAUCAGCUCUUGGCAGUAAAAAAAGUGAUUCAUCUCCUCUAGAGAACUGUUCAAUCUUAGAUUUGGAUGUUCGUGGCAAUGAUGACAAUGACGAAGCGGAGAAUAAGGACAAGGAGAGAAAGCAAAUCAGGGAGUUGAGGUCCUUAAGCCUUAAGGUUAUAUAUCUUGUUCUUAGUAAAUAUGAUGAUCAUGAUUUUGGAGGUGCAUUUUGGGACGUGUUCUUUACAUCAGUAAAACCUUUGGUUGCUAAAUUUAAGAUGGAAGGUCUUGGUAGCCAAAAGCCAAGCUCACUGUUUUAUUGUUUUCUUGCAAUGAGUAAAAGCUACAAACUUGUUCCACUAUUAUCUAAGGAGGAGAAUCUCGUGCCCGACAUUUUCUCCAUGCUUAGUGUUCCACCAGCUUCAAAAUCCAUUUUGUCUUGUAUCUUGAAGUUCGCUAAGAACUUAUUGAAGCUUGAUAAUGCACUGGAUAGCGAAGAUGUCACAGUCAAAAGAGUUGUACUUCCUCAUCUUGAUGAGCUCAUCCGCGGCUUGCAUUGUAUAUUCACCAAAGAAAAUGCAACUAAGAGGCCUUUGCUCAAAUUCCCGGAAAAAAGAGAGAUCACCAUCUUCAACUUGUUAUCAAUGUACGUGAAGGAACCAUCAGAUGCUGAAUCAUUUGUUGAUAUGUUGCUCCCAUUUCUUGCAAAGAAACGCCUCAAUUUUGAUACUUGUGUCCAUGUAUUGCAAAUAAUCGGCCGAGUGGUAACGGUCCUGGGUAGUGGAAGCAGUAAAAAGAUUUUGAGUUCACUUUCCCCACUUCUUAUUUCAGCUGAUUUGGGUAUGCGUAACUCUAUAUGCGACGUCCUUGAUGCUGUUGCUUCAAAUGAUUCUUCUUUGUUAACAUUGGCGAAAAUUCUUCGUGAACUGAAUGCAACCUCUGCAAUGGAGAUGGGUGGUCUUGACUAUGACACUGUACUCUCUACUUAUGAGAAACUUAAUGUGAAAUUUUUUUAUACUAUUGAGGAAAAGCAUGCACUGCCAAUCCUGGCUCAUGCAGUGCAUGAUAUGUCAUCUGAAGAAAUGAUAUUACGGCAAAGUGCAUUCAGAUUACUGCUCUCGUUCGUUGAAUUUUCUGGUGAGAUCCUAAAUGGAUCUCUAGAAUCUGACCAAAUAUGGUCUAGAGCCAGUAUCCAUCCUAUAGUAAACAGUUUUUUGUUGAAACAUAUUGGAAAUGCAAUGAACAAGGAAGGUGCUGGUAAAAAGGUAUGGAUUGAUUUGCUUCGGGAAAUGGUGCUGAAGCUUCCUAAGGAAGCAAACCUUGAUACAUAUAGGGCUCUAUGUAGUGAUGAUGCUGAACAAGAUUUCUUCAAUAACAUAGUACACUUACAGAAACACAGGAGAGCGAGAGCACUUUCUCGUUUUAGCAACAUUGUCAGUUCAGGGAAUCUGUCGAAGGUCAUCACCUACGAAGUGUUUGUCCCACUGCUCUUUAGCAUGCUGUUUGAUGCUCAAGAUGGGAAGGAUGAAAAUAUAAGAAGUGCAUGUAUUGAUGCCCUGGCAUCAAUAUCUGGUUGCAUGAAGUGGAAUCAGUACUACGCUUUGCUCGUCAGAUGUUUCCGCAAUUUGGCACUAAAACCAGAUAGGCAAAAGCUUUUGUCGCGACUUAUAUGUGCCAUCCUUGAUCGUUUUCAUUUUCAGGAGUCCUCUUUGAUCCAUGAAGCUAAUGUUUCUGCUUCUGAUGCACCUGAUCCAUAUACCAUUUCUGUGAAAUCUUCAUCAACUCUGAUGGGGAUUACUGAUUGUGGCGAAUUACCUAUCAUACAGGAGAGUUUGCACAAACAUGUUUUCCCCAAGGUUCAGAAGUUGUUGGCCUCUGAUUCUGACAAUAUCAAUGUUAACAUCAGCCUGGUUGCACUAAAACUUCUAAAAUUGCUCCCCAGUGAUAUCAUGGACUCUCAACUUCCAACUGUUGUACACCGUAUUUCAAACUUUCUAAAAAAUCGGCUAGAAAGUGUACGUGAUGAGGCUAGGUCUGCGUUGUCUGCUUGCUUAAAGGAACUAGGAUUGGAGUAUUUGCAGUUUAUUGUCAAAGUCUUGAAGGGCAUACUUAAGAGAGGAUACGAAUUACAUGUUUUAGGAUACACGCUCUAUUUCUUGCUGUCUAAGUUCCUCACGAGUCCCAUCUGCGGAAAGUUGGAUUACUGCUUAGAUGACCUCCUUUCUGUUGUACAGAACGAUAUACUUGGGGGUGUUUCUGAUGAGAAAGAGGUUGAAAAGAUUGCUUCUAAAAUGAAAGAGACAAGAAAGCAGAAAUCUUAUGAAACUCUAAAAUUGAUUGCCCAGAAUGUCACUUUCAAAACUCAUGCUUUGAAACUUCUUUCCCCUGUUACAGUUCAUCUGCAUAAGCAGCUCAACCAAAAGCUGAAGUUGAAAUUGGAGAACAUGUUAAGUCACAUUGCUGCUGGAAUUGAAUGUAAUCCAUCUGUAGAACAGACUGAACUGUUCAUAUUUGUGAAUUGCCUCAUCAAAGAUGGCAUUGGUGAUGAAGGUAAUGAACAUGCAAAUGGUUCUAUUUCCGAGGCAGGUAAUAGAGAUGCUGAGAGUGUCCAAACAAUUGAAACCAACAGAUUAGUGAAUGUAGAUCGACAAUUUUCUCAUUUGAUAACAGCAUUUGCUCUUGGAGUCCUGCAUAACUACUUGAAAAAACUGAAGCUUAGCCCAGAGGAUGGACAGCUUUUAUCAUUGCUUGACCCAUUUGUCAGUUUAUUGGGUCAAUGUUUGAGCUCCAAGUAUGAAAACAUUAUAACAUCUGCAUUUAGGUGCUUUUCUUUGAUAGUGAGGCUGCCUUUGCCAUCACUUCAGUGGCAAGCUGACAAGAUAAAGAAUUCUCUGUUGGUUAUAGCGCAAGGUUCAGUUAAAGUUAACAGUCAGUUGACUGAGUCAUGUAUGAAGCUGUUAACAACACUUCUGCGAAGUGAGAGAGUCACACUUUCAACUGAACAGUUGCACAUGCUGAUCCAGUUUCCAUUGUUUGUUGAUUUUGCAAAAAGCCCCUCAUUCGUCGCCCUUUCACUGUUGAAGGCUAUCAUACACCGAAAGCUGGUAGUUCCUGAGAUAUAUGAUCUUGUCCAGAUUGUUGCAGAGAUGAUGGUACAAAGUCAAGAUGAACCCAUUCGUAAGAAGUGUAGUCAAAUCUUACUUCAGUUUUUACUUGGUUACCAGCUUUCUCAGAAGCGCUUGCAACAACAUCUUGAUUUCUUACUUGCAAAUUUGAGUUACGAGCACUCCAGUGGAAGGGAAGCUGUCCUAGAGAUGCUUCAUGCUAUUAUAUUAAAAUUUCCACGGAAUGUUGUGGAUGCACAAUCCCAAACACUGUUUGUGCAUUUGGUCGUUUCAUUGGCGAACGAUGAUGACAGAAAAGUUCGUUCCAUGUCUGCUGCUGCAAUAAAGUGUCUUAUUGGGCAUGUCAGCUCUGAUUCUCUGCACUCAAUACUUGAGUACAGCCUGUCUUGGUACCUUGGUGGAAAACAGACCGUAUGGGGUGCUGCAGCACAGGUUUUGGGUUUACUAGUGGAAGUUAUUGGAAAGAAAUUCCAGUCACACAUCAUCAAUGUUCUUCCAGCAAUGAGAAACAUUCUUCAGUCUGCUGUCAAUGCUCUUGCAUCUAGUCAACAAGAUUUAUCAGAUGUUUCAGUUAUUCCAUUCUGGAAGGAGGCAUAUUAUUCGCUUGUCAUGUUUGAGAAGAUCCUAAGUCAUUUCCUAACUGUGUUCCGUGAUAGGGAGCUUGAGGUUAUUUGGGAAACCAUCUGUGAAUUCCUGUUGCAUCCUCACUUGUGGUUGCGAAACAUAUCAUGCCGGAUUCUGUCUUCAUACUUCGCCACAGUAGCCAAUGCUUGUAGAGAUAACAACAAACUCUCAGCAGAAACAUUCUACCUCAUGAAACCGAGCAUACUUUUCAAUGUAGCUGUUUCCUUAUGUUGUCAGCUGAAGGUGCCAUCUAGUGAUGAUACAACCGGUAUCGUUAUCAUGCAAAACCUUGUGUUCUCAAUUUCUGGUCUUCAUUCUUUCUUAGAGAAAAACGAAUACAUGGAUGUUUCUAGUUUCUGGUCCAGCCUUGACAGUGCCGAGCAAGAUCGUUUACUUAAAGCUUUUGGUAUUCUUGAUCCAAGAAAAGGAAAGAGAACUCUUCAAUCUUAUAUUUCUGAUGUCAGUGGUCAACAUGAUAAAAAUCAGCAUCCAUUUAUCUCCUAUUUUCUCCAGAGAAUGGGGAAGCUUACCUUUCAGAUGGAGGUCAAUCAGAUGAAAAUUGUCUUCAAGUUCUACAAAUCAAUAUCACCGAAACUCCUCCAUUUCUACGAGGCAUCUUCACCUACAAGCUUUGAUGAUAUCCGUAGUUUCGCGUAUCAACUGCUGUUGCCAUUGUACAGAGUCUGCGAAGGUUUCACUGGGCAAGUUAUUUCAGAUGAUCUGAAACAACUGGCGCAAGAGGUUAGCGAAAGCAUAAGAGACAUCAUCGGAGUGCAGAAUUUUGUUCAAAUUUACAGCCAAAUACGCAAAAAUAUAAAGGCGAAGCGCGACAAAAGGAAACAAGCAGAGAAGGUGAUGGCUGUUGUGAAUCCGAUACGAAAUGCCAAGAGGAAGCGCAAGAUUGCAGACAAGCAUCAAGCUCACAAGAAAAGGAAAAUGAUGACCAUGAAAAUGGGUAGAUGGAUGCAUUAGAAUAACCACUUGCAUAGGCAAAUCUGUAAUUUUAGUCGGUAGAUGUAAGUUAGUGAUUGCUCCCAUUUAUCUCUCUCAGUUUCAUAUAUACUCUUAUAGCGAUAUAAUGGAGCCAUGAUCCUUAAAUAGCAGAGGUGAUUUUCCUGUAAUAUCGUAUCAAACGAAGUUGUGAAAAUUUUGGUCCCAAUUCAAGUGUAGUUCGAUUUAUCUUUGAGCUAA